Messenger RNA from Sus scrofa (pig), 11549 nucleotides. It is a transcript of the gene CTCF, whose product is annotated as CCCTC-binding factor. The record is from RefSeq and is a predicted model, not a curated record. Gene Ontology annotation, biological process: regulation of gene expression. Gene Ontology annotation, cellular component: nucleus. NCBI's taxonomy places the organism in Eukaryota, Metazoa, Chordata, Mammalia, Artiodactyla, Suidae.
GUUGCAGACGAGGCUUGGAUCUGGCGUUGCUGUGGCUUUGGCAUAGGCCGGUGGCUGCAGCUCUGAUUAGACCCCUAGCCUGGGAACCUCCAUAUGCUGUGGGUGCAGCCCUAAAAAGACAAAAGGCAAAAAAAAAAAAAGGGUGUAGGCUAGAAGCUAAAGCUUGAGAGUCAUCCUUGCUUUACUGUGAAAUCUUAUGUGACUACAGUGAUGUGCAGUGACCACUCUGUAACUUUCAUACUGGUAGUCUAUACCUUUUACUGGCUUCUCCAUCCUGACUUCUACCUACUAAUGUUCAUCAAGUUUAGAGGCUGUAGACUAAUAUGAGACAAAAUGUAAGGCACUUGAGAGCUAGGGAUAUCAUUUCUCUCCAGUAUUACUUAGCCUUGAGCAUAAACCUAGGCAUUGAGCAGUUAUUAGGGCUUACUUAUAGAUUAAUAAGGCAUGACUCCAAAUAAUCUCUGCUGCUUUCCGAGUGUCUGAAAUCCACCAUCAAAGUCCUUCCUUUAGGUUAACACAGUAGUGUCCAACUUGCAUUAGAGGCAGAAACUACACCCCCACUCCCCAACAAAUUGGAGAAGGGGGAGAGAAUGAGUAGAGGCCCGGAGUCUGCCUGAUGGACCGCCCCCCCCUUCUCUUUCCUUUCCCAAGCAGCCCCUAAGCUAAAGCAUCAUAUCUAGAAGAUUCCUAUAAAUAAUGGAAAUGUUACCUAACAGAGUGAGGAGCCCUAAGCACCCAGCGAAAGAACAGGAAGAGAGAGAGUGGGGCUAGGUGGAAGAUUUGAGUACUCACCUUGGCUUUUUUCUUUUCUUUUUUUUUUUUUGGCUGAGCCCACAGAAAUUCCCAGGCCAGGGACCAAACCCACACUAUAGCAGUGACCCCAGUCACAGCACUGACAACAACAGAUCCUUAACCACUAGGCCACUGAGGAACUCCUUCGUCAUGAUUUUGCCAACAAGUUACUGGACGACUCUGAGCAAGUCACUUCACUUCUAGAGUUCAAGAUAAAACUGUGGCUCGCUCUUCAAAAAGAACUGUGAACACCAACUGAAAGGGCAAGCAUGAAGGUGUUUUUGCAAAGUGAAAAAUGUGAGUGAGAUUGAUUAUUAAAGGAUGGUCAAUGCAUAUCUGAAAAAUGCAGGUAAGAUCACACAGAACAAAAGUAAUCUACUUCUUGGAGUUCCCGUCGUGGCGCAGUGGUUAACGAAUCCGACUAGGAACCAUGAGGUUGCAGGUUCGAUCCCUGGCCUUGCUCAGUGGGUUAACGAUCCGGCGUUGCUGUGAGCUGUGGUGUAGGUUGCAGAAAUGGCUUGGAUCUGGUGUUGCUGUGGCUCUGGCGUAGGCCAGUGGCCAUGGCUCCAAUUAGACCCCUAGCCUGGGAACCUUCAUAUGCCGUGGAAGCGGCCCUAGAAAAGGCAAAAAGACCAAAAAAACAAAGCAAUCUACUUCCCAAAUAUUACAUGUAUGCCUAGGCGAAGUCCUUUAGACUUUAAAAAGCAGUAGUUUGAGCUGAGAGAUAAAAAAAUAGAGUUUUGGGAGUUCCCUGGUGGUCGAGUAAUCGUAAGAAUCCAGCGUUAUCACUGCUGCGGCACAGGUUCAGUCCCUGAUCUGGGAGCUUCUGCAGGACGAAGGCAUGGGAAAUAAAUAAAUAAAUACAUAGGGUUUUUACAGGGGCCUAAAGAAAGACAUCAGUAAGGAAAAUCCUGUGGUCUGGGUAGAAGAUGAUGCAGAAAGGCAGGUCUUUAAAAAUUUAGGAGAAAGUGGUUGGCCUUGACAGUUGACAUUAAAUUUUCCAAAUAUAACAUUUAGUAUCACUACAUCCUAGUUCAAAAGCGUGGGAUGACUUGCUGACCCAACACUCUUGUCCCCUUUUUUUUUUUUUUUUUUUUUUUGUCUUUUUCUAGGGCUGCACACUCAGCAUAUGGAGGUUCGCAGGCUAAGGGUCCAGCUGGAGCUACAGCCGCUGGCCUACGCCAGAGCCAAAGCAACGCCAGAUCCCAGCCGAAUCUGCGAGCUACACCACAGCUCACGGCAAUGCCAGAUCCUUAACCCACUGAGCGAGGCCACAACCUCAUGGUUUCUAGUCAGAUUCGUUUCUGCUGCACCACUAUCAGAACUCCUCAUCCCUUUUCAUACUCCCGAUUGUGGCUCUUCACCUUAUAUGCCUCUGCAUUGAUUGUUAAUGCCUUCGCAUCCUGUAACAACCAGGUGAAAUGAGUUACUCCUAGGGAAUGAUUUGCUCUUUUAUCUAUGAAUCCAUUUCUUCUCAUGAUAGCAGUUAAUGCAUUAAGGAGUUCCUGUUGUGGCUCAUCGUUAACAAAUCCGGCUAGUAUCCAUGAGGAUGUGGGUUCAAUCCCUGGCUCUGCUCAGUGGGUUAAGGAUCCAGCGUUGCCAUGAGCUGUGGUGUAGGUCACAGACGCAGCUCAGACCUGUUGUUGCUGUGGUGUAGGCCAGCAGCUGCAGAUCCAAUUCAAUCCCUAGCCUAGGAACUUCCUUACACCCCAGGUGCAGCCCCUAAAAAGACAAACAAACAAAACAGGAAUUCCCAUCAUGGCGCAGAGAAAACAUAACCAUGAGGUUCGAUCACUGGCUUCGCUCAGUGGGUUCAGCAUCCAGUGUUGCCGUGGCUGUGGCGUAGGCCAGCAACUAUAGCUGAUUAGACCGCAGCCUGGGAAACUCCAUAUGCUGCAGGUGUGGCCCUAAAAAGCAAGUAAUAAUAAUAAUAACAAUGCGUUGUUUUUUUGGUUUUGCUUUUUUUUUUCUAACCAUUCUGACCAUUAAACUCGAGAAACACAUCUUGGAUCACCUUUGUAUCCUCUAGUGCCUAGACAGGGAGCCGAACACAGCAGGUAUUCAAUAAAGAUCUGCUAAAUUGGGUUAUGUCACACAUGUCCUCAGUAGAUACAGAGGCAAUGGGAGUAUUCAGGUGUAGCUCUAGGUUUUACCCUCAAAGUGGGUGGGAAGAGUCUUGCUUAUUGUUAACUUAGAAAAUUAGCACAUUUCUCCUCAAUUUGUUGAUUCUCUUGCUUAAUGAGUCCCCCCCUCCCCGGCAAAAAAACACCUAAAUCAAAAUUAUUGCAAGCUUUACAUGGGGGCAACAGUGAGAACUAAAGGAGAUCUUGGUUCUCCUGAGAACUAUAGUACAAAGUACACUUUUCUCCCAGGCCAAGGAAAGUCUGGUCAGUAAUUCUAUUAAUUCUAUUAAUGAAUCUAAUCAACUGACCAUCAGAAGGUGGAUUUGGGAGUGAGGGUAGGUAACAAGGAGCAUAAAAAUAAAAGAAACAGCAAAUUCCCUUGUGGGUUAAAGAUUGGGCAUUGCUGCACAGGUUGGAUUCCUGGCCCAGGAACUUCCACAUGCCGUGGAUGCAGCCAAAAAAAAAAAAAGCAAAAAAGAAAAAGAGGAGUUCUCGUAGUGGCUCAGUGGUUAGCUAAUCUGACUAGGAACCAUGAGGUUGUGGGUUCGAUCCCUGGCCUUGCUCUGUGGGUUAAAAGAUCCGGCAUUGCCGUGAGCUGUGGUGUGGAUCACAGACGCGGCUCGGAUUCUGCGUUGCUGUGGCUGUGGCGUAGGCCAGUGGCUACAGCUCCGAUUCGACCCCUAGCCUGGGAGUGGCCCAAGAAAUGGCAAAAAGACAAAAAAAAAAACUGGGGACAUGUGAAGUUGGGGCAAAUUAUGGGCAAGGAGAUACCAAAAAAACCCAAAAACAAACAAACAAACAAAAAAAGAAUAAGAAAGAUAAAAUAGUGAUAGUUUACAUUUUUGGUAUGAUUACUGGUGCCUAUAACUAUGCCUAAAGUUUUACUUGCAGUUUCUCAUUCAAUCCUUACCACUUUGAGAAAUACAAUUAUCAUCCUAUUUUAUAGAGAUGGUAAGACUCCUUAUUAGCUGUGUGAUCUUGGGUGAAUUACUGGGUAACAACUCAACUGCAGAUUUCUUCUCUAUAAAAUAGGAUGAUGAUUGUAUUUCUCAAAGUGGUAAGGACAGUCUUACUCCAGCAUCCAGAGAGGGUGCUAUUAAACAUUUGACAUAUAAAUUACAUCUUAAUCUAAUUAACUGCUCACCAAAGCUUUCUAGUAAUACAGCUUCCCAGGAGGCUCUCCUAUGGAGAGAGAACAUGCCUUUUGCUAGCAUGUGAGCACCAGUCCACUUCCCAGUUAGUAAAAAUGUCACUCUGCUUAUCAAUCAAGCUGCUGUGAAGCUGACAAGUCCCUAAGGAAGCUGAAAGGCACCCUCAAAGCUGAGGGCCAGAUCUUGGAAAGUGGUAACUUCACCAGUGCCAUGUGGAAAGCUGACAGCCUUGUCCCCUGAACUCCUGUGGACUGCAAACCUGAGACGAUCAAUGGGAAGAGCCCUUUCCUAAAUCACUGGGUGGUUUUAAAUCACCCCAGUUCUCAUUGGUGAGAUAAUCCUGGAUAGUACUGCAGGGAACAAACCUGUCCUUAUUUUUAUCAUUCCACCUGUUCCACAUGCUCUCAUCAUAUUACUUUUCCUUCUUGGUUUGUUUCUGUCCAGCCUGAAACAUUCUAUCCUUUUCUGUACCUUAGUCUUUGGGGCUAAUUCCGCAAAGGGGGACAUAUCACCAUUUCCUACAAAAAGAACAUGUUUUCUUUUGUUCCUUCCUAGUGUUCCUCAUCAUUUUCUUAGCCGUAUCAAACCAGCACAUAGGAUCUUUGUCUUCAGAGUGCAGGCUCUACGGCCCACUGGACCCCAAUCCUGGCUUCUAACUAAUGUCUCAGAGGUCAUAUAGUUGUAAUUAUAGUUGAUAUUAUAAAUAUAGUAGUCUUAGUCCGUUAGGACUGCUAUAACAAAAUACCACUGACUGGGUGGCUUAUAAACAGCAGCUAUUUACUGCUCACAGUUUUGGAGGCUGGAAAUCUGAGGUCAAGGCAUCAACAUGGUCAUUUUUUUUUUUUUAAACAUGGUCAUAUUCUGGUGAAGGCCCUUUUCCUGGUUCAUAAUUGGUGCCUUCGUGCUGUAUCCUCACAUGGUGGAAGGGGCUGAGGAUCUCUACAAAGCCUCUUUUUUUUUUUUUUUGCGGGAGGGCAUCUGAGGCAUGUGGAAGUUCCCAGGGGUUGAAUUGGAGCUGUAGCUGCCAGCCUAUGCCACAGCCACAGCAACAUCAUAUCCGGGUUGUGUCUGUGACCUAUACCCCAGUUCACAGCAACGCUGGAUCCUUAACCAGAUGAGUGGGGCCAGAGACUGAACCCAUGGCCUUAUGGAUACUAAUUGGGUUUGCAUUACCUGAGCCACAAUGGGAACUCCAGAAACUAAGAAUUUAAAUGCAAGUGAGUUUUGUUUCUAGUACAUAGUUCCUAAGUAUACAGGAGGUGUUUGGAGUAGAGGGUGAAAGAAAAAUGCAAAUAUUCUAGAGGUGUCUGGUAAUUCCUCUAAGUUCAUCUUUUCUUUCUUUUUCUUUUUGGCCAUGCCCUCAUGGCAUGCAGAAGUUCCCAGGCCAGGGAUGCAACCCUGGACACAGCAGUGACCAAGCCACAGCAGUGACAAUGCCAAAUCCUUAACACACUGAGCCACCGGGGAACUCCCUAAGUUUGCCCUUUCUUUCUGCUUCAGUCCUCAGGUUGAUAAGAGACAACUGGAAUCACUUAGUUUCUAGAAAAAGGAGUCCCAUGAAAAUUUCCAAAUACUUCUAAAAUAGUCACAUAAAGCAAGUACCUGAGAUUAGAAAUCAGAAAACUUGGAUCCUGGUACUGAGAAACCAAAUUAUCCCUUUUCUUCAUGUCUGUACCCAAACAGCUGAAUGUUGCUGGAGAAAAACCACACACUGGGCCAACUGGUUUAACUUUAAACUCAUGAUCACAAACUUUAAAUGGGCACUGAUUUCACCAAGACAGUCCUCCUAGGAAAAGUGCAAGCUUGUUUUCUCUCUCCCCUGUAUUUGCAUCCAUCUUCACCUUUGUUAUCCUAAUUACCACAGUAGAAGCAUCCUGUUCCUAUCGGGUCAGUCUGCCCAGUUUCCUUAUACCGUUCCAUGGAUCUCAUCCUGAUUUAAGUCAAGCGAGCCCUUCACUCUCCUGUAUCACUUCCAAUAGCAAAUAAAGAUGCUCUAGAACCCUUUGGUUUUUUUUUUUUUUUUUUUUUUUUUGGCUUUUUGGCUUUUUGGGGCCACACCUGUGCCACAUGGAGGUUCCCAGGCUAGGGGUCCAAUCAGACUGUAGCAGUCGGCCUACACCACAGCCACAGCAAUGCAGGAUCUGAGCCACAUCUUCGACCUACACCACAGCCCACAGCAGCGCUGGAUCCGAGCCUUGUCUGCAGCCUAAACCACAGCUCACAGCAAUGCCCUAUCCUUAACCCACUGAGCGAGGCCAGGGAUCAAACCCCUAGUUGUUUGUUAAUCCCUGAGCCACAAGAGGAACUCCAGCUUAUGCAGUUUUAAAACAUCUGACUUAGUUGCCAGCACCUGGAGAUUUUACACACACACACGCACACGCACAGACACAGACACACACACAAACAUCCAGAUUUUCUUUAAAAAAACAAAGCAAAAACAAACCCAGAUCUGUCAACAUUGGGUUAGCAUUCUCAUAAUGGAACAAUCAGCUCAAUGGAGAAGUGUCCCCUAGAUGCUGGGUCCGUUUGUUCCCCGAGAUCUAAGGUAAGGAAGUAAAGAAUAUAGUCCUGAGUUGGAUUCCCUUAUGGGAACCAAAGCUCUCCUCCCUGAACCAUCAGAACAUCUUCCAGUCGGUCUUUAGUGAACUUUAUUGUCAACUGGCUAGACUCCGCAGGUGCAUAGUAAGGGUGGGAGGGCGACCGCAUGGUGAGGGGCUGAAGGACUCCGCCCACAGAGAGCGUAAUAGUUCUCGGGCAAAGAUAAGAAAUAUACGUUUUAAAACACAGAUUUACACCGCGCCAAAUACAAAAAGCGCUUUCGGCAAAACACUGCUAGGAUCGUGUUAAAGCAUAAAGUCUGGCCUUCCGUCGGCCUCUCCGGGAUGAAGUGGCCUGGGCACCUAAGAAGCCCUAGCCCUCUUCUGUGAUACCCCGUAUUAGGAGCCCUCUUGAAGGGCGGAGAGAUCCCCAAAGCCACUGGGCAAGGACUGCCCUGCUCGCCGUGACUCGCGGGCGUUGGAUCGUUUCUGAGGAGCUGGGAGUGAGAGGGGAUCCGCCCGGCCUUAGCGGGUGGCGGGUAGCAGUGCCGCGCUCCUCUCGGAGGGCGGGUCCCGACCGGCUAGGGCGGAGACUGGGGCCGCGCCCCGCCCAAGAGCCGCCUCAGCCCCACAGCCUAGUCCCGCGCGCGCUUCCUCCAAACACCCUCCCUCCCACCCCCGCCCUUACUGAUUCAGGGCGGGAGACCGCAGCUAAGGAACCAGGUCAACAGGACCGGGUUCCUGGACCGCCCAGAGGCGACGGCACCUACUCAGGAAGCCCCACCCCGCGGGUGCCCGGACAUCGGGUGCCCUCAGAGCCCACGCGGGACGAGUCGAGAGCGCGUGCGGCGUGACGCGACCCGCAGCGCGUCCCGUGACGCCAUCGCGCCCGCUUUUGAAAGUUGGCGCCCGGGGCUGCCUCCCAUGCUGCCCUGCGCCAACCCCUCCCCUCACCUUUCCUCCCCCGCCCUCCACUAGUCGCCCGGCCGGCCCCCCCCAACCCGUCCCUUCCCUUAUCAGCACCCGCGGCCCCGGCAGCGCCGACGCAGGCGCACUGCACCGCGCCGCCGCCAUUUUGUGUCCGAGCCUGUGGAGCGAUUAAACCGUGCGCGGAGCUGCUUCUUUGGCGGCAGCGGCGGCGGCGGCAGCCCGUGCGGGUGCGCGGAGCUGGCUAGAGACGCCGGGUGGCCGGAGCGGUGGAGCGGCGGCGGAGCGAGCGCUGCGGGGGGUGUGGCGCGGAGAAUGGUAGCAGACCUGGGGCCAAAGAACAAGAUGCAGUAGUGGACAGAUUGCUGACCAGGGGAUUGAGAACUGAGUUCUGUUUGCCCUCCUCAAACUGACUUUGCAACCACGGAGAGGGCCACACCCUCAGCAUAUGAAGUUGAAUUGAAACUAUAGCUGCUGGCCUACACCACAGCCACAGCAAUGCCAGAUCUUUAACCCACUGAGCAAGGAAGGGGAAAUGGAAGGUGAGGCGGUUGAAGCCAUUGUGGAAGAGUCUGAAACUUUCAUUAAAGGAAAGGAGAGAAAGACUUACCAGAGACGCCGGGAAGGGGGCCAGGAAGAGGACACUUGCCAUCUACCCCAGAACCAGACUGAUGGGGGUGAGGUGGUCCAGGAUGUCAAUAGUAGUGUACAGAUGGUAAUGAUGGAACAGCUGGAUCCUACCCUUCUUCAGAUGAAGACUGAAGUAAUGGAGGGUGCAGUUGCACCAGAAACGGAGGCUGCUGUGGACGAUACCCAGAUUAUAACCUUGCAGGUUGUAAAUAUGGAGGAACAGCCUAUAAACAUAGGAGAGCUGCAGCUUGUGCAAGUACCCGUUCCUGUGACAGUACCUGUUGCUACCACUUCAGUAGAAGAACUUCAGGGGGCUUAUGAGAAUGAAGUGUCUAAAGAGGGCCUUGCAGAAAGUGAACCCAUGAUAUGUCACACCUUGCCUUUGCCUGAAGGGUUUCAAGUGGUAAAAGUGGGGGCCAAUGGAGAGGUGGAGACACUAGAACAAGGGGAACUUCCACCUCAGGAAGAUCCUAGUUGGCAGAAAGACCCAGACUAUCAGCCACCAGCCAAAAAAACAAAGAAAACCAAAAAGAGCAAAUUGCGUUACACAGAGGAGGGCAAAGAUGUGGAUGUAUCUGUCUAUGAUUUUGAAGAAGAACAACAGGAGGGCCUGCUGUCAGAGGUUAAUGCAGAGAAAGUGGUUGGUAACAUGAAACCUCCAAAACCAACAAAAAUUAAAAAGAAAGGUGUAAAGAAGACAUUCCAGUGUGAGCUUUGCAGUUACACGUGUCCACGGCGUUCAAAUUUGGAUCGGCACAUGAAAAGUCACACUGAUGAGAGACCACACAAGUGCCAUCUCUGUGGCAGGGCAUUCAGAACAGUCACCCUUCUGAGGAAUCACCUAAACACACACACAGGUACUCGUCCUCACAAGUGCCCAGACUGCGACAUGGCCUUUGUUACUAGUGGAGAAUUGGUGCGGCAUCGUCGUUACAAACACACCCAUGAGAAGCCAUUUAAGUGUUCCAUGUGCGAUUAUGCCAGUGUAGAAGUUAGCAAAUUAAAACGUCAUAUUCGCUCUCACACUGGAGAGCGUCCUUUCCAGUGCAGCUUGUGCAGUUAUGCCAGCAGGGACACAUAUAAGCUGAAAAGGCACAUGAGAACUCAUUCAGGGGAAAAACCUUACGAAUGUUAUAUUUGUCAUGCACGAUUUACCCAAAGUGGUACCAUGAAGAUGCACAUUUUACAGAAGCACACGGAAAAUGUGGCCAAAUUUCACUGUCCCCACUGUGACACUGUCAUAGCCCGAAAAAGUGAUUUGGGUGUCCACUUGCGAAAGCAGCAUUCCUACAUUGAGCAGGGCAAGAAAUGCCGAUACUGCGAUGCUGUGUUUCAUGAACGCUAUGCCCUCAUCCAGCACCAGAAGUCACACAAGAAUGAGAAACGCUUUAAGUGUGAUCAGUGUGAUUAUGCCUGCAGACAGGAGAGGCACAUGAUCAUGCACAAGCGCACCCACACAGGGGAGAAGCCUUAUGCCUGCAGCCACUGCGACAAGACCUUCCGCCAGAAACAGCUCCUCGACAUGCACUUCAAACGCUACCACGAUCCCAACUUUGUCCCUGCGGCCUUCGUCUGUUCUAAAUGUGGGAAAACAUUUACACGCCGGAAUACCAUGGCAAGACAUGCUGAUAAUUGUGCUGGUCCAGAUGGUGUAGAAGGGGAAAAUGGAGGAGAAACAAAGAAGAGUAAACGUGGAAGAAAAAGAAAGAUGCGCUCUAAAAAGGAAGACUCCUCUGACAGUGAAAAUGCUGAGCCAGACCUGGAUGACAAUGAGGAUGAGGAGGAGCCUGCAGUGGAAAUUGAACCAGAGCCAGAGCCUCAGCCUGUGACCCCAGCCCCACCACCCGCUAAAAAGCGGAGAGGACGCCCCCCUGGCAGAACCAACCAGCCCAAACAGACCCAGCCAACAGCCAUCAUUCAGGUGGAAGACCAGAAUACAGGUGCAAUUGAGAACAUUAUAGUUGAAGUCAAAAAAGAGCCAGAUGCAGAACCCGCAGAGGGGGAAGAAGAGGAGGCCCAGCCAGCUGCCACAGAUGCCCCCAACGGAGACCUCACGCCUGAGAUGAUCCUCAGCAUGAUGGACCGGUGAUGGCGGGGCCUCGCUCAUUGCCAGGACUGCUCUGGGCUGUGUUUAAACGGCCCGCAUCUUAAUUUUUCUCCCUUUCUUCUUUUGGCUUUGGGAAAAGCAUCAUUUUACCAAACAUACUGAGAGCUAAAACUUCAAGGAUGAUGUUAGAAAAAUGUGAUUUAACUAGAACUUGCUGUUUGAUGUUAGCAAAUCAUGGAGUGUUCUGAGUCCCUGAGGGUUUACUGUGAAGUGCUGAGGACAGUGUUGACGCCUAACUGGUUUUCUUGGAUGGAAACACAGACAUUGAACCCUCUCUCUUGCUAUGGUAAACCACUCCAGAAACCACCACCGGGUUUCCCAGAGUUCUAUGGUCUUCUUCCCAGGAGUUUUUAAUUGUAAAUGCGGACUUGGGAAAGACUUAGACUUUUAAACUGGUUUUUGCUUUUGCUUUUCCCUGACUCCCUUUGCUUGGAGUCAGCUGCACACCAGUAGUAUGGCAUGCUACGGUCGGUUUCUGUCCUAAAGGCUUUGCCUCUUUCUUGGCAAAGUUUCUGGUAUGGUCAAGCUUGUAAAUAACUUUUUUUACAUUUUAAUCUUUUCCAUUAAUUAAGAGGUUGAAAAGAAGUGCAGUGUAAGAAAACCCAGCAUUUUAAUUACUUGCAAAUUAAGUUACCACAGACUAUAAUAUAUAAAUGUUGACAAGGAAUUGGAUCACAAUCAUGUAGCAGAACGGCACCCAGACUGCUGCCUGCUAGUGACAGACAUCCACUUGGAAGAUCGUGAUUUCCAGCCCGUGGAGCCAGCAUUUGAACCUUGUACAAUUAACUUUGAGUUAUGAUUUCCCAUCUACAUUUUCUUUGCUUUGUUUCUAGCUGAAUUUUGUGUUUUAUAAAUCCUCUAUUAAAGCAGAAGGGUGAUUAUGAGUGGGUCACAGCAGCCCUUAAAAGCUGGGCCAGAAAAUUUCACUAGGUCAGUAAUUUAAACUUUGGAUCUUCAAAAAAUAAUAAUGUGAAGCAAAACCAACUAAAGUGAUUCUUGCACAUGAACUGUCACAUGUUAAAAAUGUGUUUUUUAGAGAGCCUCAGUCUUGCUGAUUUCAGACACUUUUUUCUUCUGUGUAUUGCUUUUAAGAGAGCCAUCAGUUAGCUAUCAGACUUUAGGUUGAUGCAUUUUGUACUUAGCUGUACUGUGUGAUAUUUUUCAUUAUUUUAGGACGCCAACACGAGACCUGUAAUAAAAUAUGUAAUGGGGUUGAAAGCUGGGGAGGAGGAUCUACUGCUGUACAGCUAAUAAAUCAUAACGGAUUAACAAGUGCUCCAUA